Molecule: messenger RNA, 917 nt
Organism: Micropterus salmoides (largemouth bass)
Lineage: Eukaryota; Metazoa; Chordata; Actinopteri; Centrarchiformes; Centrarchidae
Exons: 3
Coding region: 108-917 (269 amino acids)
Source: RefSeq, a predicted model, not a curated record
UGCAACUCAUACAUUGCCCUAAGAAGCACAGCAAUCACAAAGGCUUUACUUAAUGCACUCAAAUAAUAAGUAAGUGAAUAAGUACUCAUCCUCCCUGAGUCUGGAUCAUGAGAGAUACAGAAAUGAACAGCUGGGUUGUGAAAUUCUGUGUAUUUCUGUUCCUUGCAGUAGAAGGUACUCGGGGAUCAGAGCUGACCAUCAAUGUGAGGAAGAAUGCUUCUGUAACACUUGUGUGUUCCAGCAGUGCGAGCUUGUGUUUCUGCCCUUACCAUCUGAUCUGCACAAGGUGUCUAGGUGUAACAAGCCCUGUGACAGUCUCUUAUAAAACCACAGAGAAAUAUUUUAACUUGUCUGGACUCAAGCAGAGUAACUCUGGACUGUAUGAGUGCUCAGGUUCAACAUGGCAGAAGUACAAGUUAAAUGUGUUUGAAGAUCAAGACCCAACUGUUGUGAUUGGGACUGAGGGACAGUCCGUAAUCAUAUCAUGUGGCACUGAGCUGGACAUCAUAGCCGCCUCAGAGAAACACUGGUGCCGCUUGGACAGUGCAGGAUUUUGUCAGCCAGACACAAUCAUGAGUUCUAAAAAUAAAACCAGAGAGGAAUUCAAGAUCCUUGACAGUCAUGGCUCAUUCUCCCUGGAGAAGCACCAGCUGACACACAACGAUUCAGGAUUUUACCGACUUAUUCAGAUAUUUCCACAUCAGACAAAGGCCUGUGUAGUGGAACUCCAGGUUAAAGACAAACCCAAAUUUUUGCACAUCAGUCCCGUUCAGGACAGGCCAAAGCCAGACAAGCCUUUUGAGAUCAUGUGCCAGUAUUCCCAGGAGUUGCAGGAAUUUUGGAAAAAUUGGCUAUGUGACGAUUCAGAGUGUCCUGAGACAGUGAAGAGCGUAGACGAUAGGUUCAGGUCUGCCUAG